CUCUCUCCCUCUCUCUCUCUCUCUCACACACACACACGAGAGGCUAAGUCCAUAUGUGUAAAGUGAUCUCAAAGAAACAAAAUUAAUCUCUAUUGUCUCUUAGAAGAUCAAUUGGUUGGAGAUGAUGGAGACGAGACAUAACAGUGUUCAUUUUCAAAGACAUACGUUCUUGCCAAUGUUAUGUUCGAGACCUUCAAUCAAGAACGUAACCAUUCCAGCUAAAUCAAACCAAGAAGACCAUCAAACUGAUCCUUUGUCUCCAAAAAUCAGCUGCAUUGGUCAAGUGAAACGCAGCAACAAAAUCGUCGGGUUUCCCACCACUACUUCCUCCUCCAUCACUCCCGCCGCUCACCACCGUUACUUCAAGCUCAAACGCCUUUUCUCCGGAAAAAAUCUCACUUUCGCCGCUCCAACCACAUCUACCACUAAAAGCAGUCGAGAAAGAAUCAAAAAUGAGGAGUUUGAUAAUGAAAUAAUUGCUUUAAUCGACGUUGCUGAAUUGGACCCGCCUUUACCAGUAGUUAAGAAGAAGAACCACGGUGGCGACGGCGGAGAUAAAGCGGCGGAGAAUCUAUGGAAGAGGAGAUCUGGUGGUGGUGGUUAUCAACUACGGAGUUUGCAGAUUCAAACCAAUGGGAUUCAUCAUUUGAAGGUUACAACUUUUUAAGUUUUUGGAUCAAAGCUAUUUAUUUGUUGGUUUUAAUUUUAGUUAAUUAUAUAUAUAUAUAUAUAUAUAUAGUUUGUCCAAAUACGAAAUUCAGAGUCUCUUCUUCUUCUUCUUCUACUUUACGAGAUGGUGAAAUUUAAUAUGAAUUUGGGGAUGUCUUUCAAUAUCAUGUAGUAUCGUUUUUUCUCGCAUAUCUCAUUUGUUCAAGAAGAAGUGCUAUAAUUUUCACGAAAUGUUUAUGGUCAUCAAUAAAAAGAAA
This is a messenger RNA of Eutrema salsugineum, 926 nucleotides long. RefSeq lists its product as uncharacterized. Bases 122 to 667 code for a protein of 181 amino acids. The record is from RefSeq and is a predicted model, not a curated record. Lineage: Eukaryota; Viridiplantae; Streptophyta; Magnoliopsida; Brassicales; Brassicaceae. The transcript has a single exon.